Molecule: messenger RNA, 2799 nt
Organism: Seriola aureovittata
Lineage: Eukaryota; Metazoa; Chordata; Actinopteri; Carangiformes; Carangidae
Product: germ cell-specific gene 1-like protein
Exons: 7
Coding region: 986-2050 (354 amino acids)
Cellular component (GO): plasma membrane
Source: RefSeq, a predicted model, not a curated record
GGUGCUGUGGGCUGACAGGGAGACACUGCAUGAGAGAGAGAGGAAGACAGCAGACAUGGGUCCAGCAGCGGAGUUGAUCAUGAGUGGCAGGGUCAGGCCUGAGUGUGUUAAUCAGGAGGCAGGAAGACUUUAGUUUCGGGCACAGGACAUUACUUAUUCUUCCAUAACCCCUCCAUAUAAACAGCUGGGGGACUAAUGUGACCUCAGUCAGUCUAAUGACUCGUAUGGACUCAAGGAACAUUCAACAAAAUUGAAUGUCACUAUAUGGACACCUUGGUUUUAGACUUUGUGUGCUCCGCUGAACCGUUUACUUUGUCCCCAGGUGAUGAAUUACGUUUAAGGAUGUCCUCAAUCUCCUCUUUAGUUUCCCAACUUUUAAUGAUAAUCUGUAAUAUUUUUAAAUGAUGGUAUAGUCCCACUGAUGUAAUACAUGCACACAAAGGGUCUGCAAGUGUUGAGGUCAGGGGAUGUACGUACGGCCACACCAUUCACCCCAGCAGGAUAUCACGUUAAAGCUGUCUUCGCAGCAUGCUGUCAUGUCCUUGCAUCCCACUCUUCUCCUAACGUGAACCAUCAUCUACCUAAAUCCUCUCUUGUUCACUUUUUUCUUCCAUCUGUCCUUUCCCACGUGUAUCAACUUCAGAGCAUCUUAUCCUGCUCCCACUCUGUUUACCGUCCUCUCUUUUAAUCACUCAGGCUGUACAGUAUCUCUUUGUCAGCUUUGUUUUGUUAUCUUCUGUCAGUACUGUUACGUCACAUUUAUCUUUGCUUUCCAUUUAAACCUGGCAGCUCAUCACAUCUUAAAACCACCCCAAAGCAUCUGUCCCUCCCUCUCGGCUCCAUCUGUGACUGUAUUCAUACCCUCUGUCCGGUUUGUCUUAUUUCCGCAUCCCGUCUCCCCCUUCUGCUUCCUCUUUACAUCACUUUCUCCCCCCACUCCCUCUCUCUAACCAUCCCCCUUGCUUCCCCCUUCUCCUGUGUGGCCAUGCUGGAGCGUAUGUCCCGUCGCUCUCGCUCCCUGCUCUCCCUGACCUUGACCACUCUGGCUCUGGCCCUCUCCAUCCUGGCUCUCUGCACCUCCUACUGGUGUGAGGGCACUCACAAGGUGGUGAAGCCCCUCUGCCUGUCGCCCGUCAAAAUGAAGAACUGCGGUCAGAACAACAGCGAGCCUUACACCACAGAGAGUCCCACUCAGAACCCCUUCAACCGCACACUGUCUCCAGCCAGAAGGGAGGAGCUGGCCAGAAUCAGACAGAGGCAGCUGGCCAACGCUGUGCACUACAUCUGGGAGACGGGGGAAGACAAGUUUGCUUUCAGAUACUUUCACACCGGCUUCUGGGAAAGCUGUGAGAAACACAGCGAUGGGGAGAAAUGUCGCAGCUUUAUAGAGUUAACUCCAGGGGAAACACAAGGUGUGCUCUGGCUGUCAGUGAUUUCAGAGUUCACGUACAUCGGCCUGCUGGGGAUGGGCUUCUUACUGAUGUGGCUGGAAGUUUUGUGCUCUCAUAAAGAGAUGCACUCUCUGAAAAUCAAUGCCUACGCAGCUAUCUGUACCGUGUUAUCAGGUCUUCUCGGGAUGGUAGCCCAUAUGAUGUACACCACAGUAUUUCAGAUGACAGUCAUUGUGGGCCCCAAAGACUGGAGGCCUCAGUCCUGGGACUACGGCUGGUCAUUUGCUCUUGCGUGGGUGUCCUUCAGUUGCUGCAUGGGGGCAGCCGUGGUCACGCUCAACUCCUACACAAAGACCAUCAUCGAGCUUCGUCGCAGACAGAGGCUACGAUUGGAGGAAGCGAGAGCUGCCAGUCACGCCCCAGCCUAUGAUGAGGUCGUUCCAGGGGGCGGGCUCUACUCUGUCAGCGGCCUACUGCAGUGUCCAGACGGUAUGAUUGAUGUGUCGUGGGCCCCGAACGGCAGCAUGGUUGGAAUGGGGAAUGGGGAUGUACCAACGCUGGUUUUGGUAGGAGGCUGUGGGCCAGAGGGAUGUGAAGACUGUGAGAGAGAGAUGGAUGAGAUGGAGGAGGCCAUGGACCGAGUUGAUUCACCUUGUUAGGGAGUCACUUAUAUCCAUCAACUAAAAGGGUUGAAAAACUUUAAAAGAGGAAAAGAACUGUCACCAUGCUGGAGACGGAUCAGUGUGAGCAAACAGAUGUCUUUUCUUCCGCUUUGACUUUCAGUGAACUUGGGGACGAACCAACCAGGCUGAAAUCAACACAUAUCAAAAUAUAAAGACUACAUUGUAUGUAUAGGCCACACUAACAUGCAAGAGUACAUGUUUUCUGGGUAUUUCUCAGUGCCUCAUGGUAGGAAAGUAAAUUUGUCUCCAUAUGUAAAUGUAUAUAAAUGUUUAUAUUAUUUUAAUGUUUAUAUAUUAACUUGCAAUAUAUCAGGAUGACAGUCAUCCCAAUGAUCAUUUCAUUGUAUAAACAGGAUGGAUGUUUCUUUUCCCGGUGAUACCCAACAGAACAGCCUGUCCUUUAAGACUAAAUAUACAAUAUAUUCUCAUUAAUCUGAGCGGGACACUCAACAUGUUUCCUUUUUCAAAGUCUUCUCCCUCUGUGACAAACUUUUGACGGUUGCAAAAUUUCGAUGCAAUGUGUAAAAUACCAGAGGCCACAACAAACGCAGUCUCUCCACAGACACACAGACAAACCCAUAAGACAGACACAUAGAGAUAGAAAGAUUACAGAGAUUUUAAAAAGUCUGCUCUCUGAUGUUGAACAGAAGAUUAUGUGUAAACCAGUAAUCCCGAGUUGGAUGGAAAGAAGGAGGAACAGAGUGAAGAGAUGGGAGGCAUGUGAA